AUGGAAGAAGAUACUAGUAUGGAGUCGACGGAGCCUCGAAAACGUGUCGGAGACUUGGCCAAAAUGUUUGAACAGAGUGCCAAUUCCAACAUCACGCCCCAAACAUCUACAUCACGACCUCUCCACAAACAGACUUCUGCUGCCACGUUUCGCUCUAGUGUCAUAUCGCCCGAAGGAUCCGCUAUUAGAAAAAUGGCGUCUUCUGUAGCAAUGUCUACUAGCAACUCGUCUACACCACAGCAUUCCUCAACACAGCAACCUUGGCAGAGUCAGCAGAGAAAACAACCACAUCAUAGUAAACCUAAAAGUAGAAAUACCAGCAGUAACAACGAUUCCAGUGGUAAUGGCAAGAGAUCAAGUGCCGGAUCCGAUAGCGAGACGGAUUAUGACGCUCAGGGAAAGAGACUAUCAGUGUCUCGUCUUAGCAGGAUAUUCGAAGCUGAAGAUGCAAACACGGCACCAAAGUACAAUGGCAAUACUGGUCAAUUGGCGUUUGGUGUUGUUAAGACUGAUAGCGGACGAGGACCAGGUAGUUUAAAGUACAAGUCAUCGUCUGCAUCUAUUUCGACAGAAGAUGGACAAGGUGCUAGUAGUGGAAUUUCAUUAAAUCGCUCACUAAGGAAUCCACCGCCAGUCAGGCCCGCAAAGCCUGCGAAUCUCUCUGCUGAUCCUAUAAUAAUAGCACCACGACCAAUAUCACCAACUUCAGUAAGUACUUCUUCACCACCGAAACCGGGCUAUUCUCGACCACCAAUGCCCAGUAAGAAACGAUCUGUAAAUCCAUUCGUAGCAGGCCCAACACCCCCGCCAUCUAUAACAUCUCCAGUACACUCAGAAUCCCCACCUACAGCAUCGCAUACAGAAGAAGAACCAGUCGCUGUAAUGCCGGUACGGCCAUUAGCAGAAAGGAUUGCCGCGUUGAAUGCUGGUGCAGGAGGUCUCACAUUCGAACCACCAAAAACCGCUCCUUCGCUCUCACGUACACCAUCGGUGACUCGACCAAUAAUAUCACCCAACUCUCCUGUAAUGAAUGCAAACUUAAUAGCUCCUCCAUCACCAAUGACUCGUGAUAGUAGUAUGAAUAGAGAAGGAACACCACCACCUCUGACCGAGUUGCCUGAAUCAGCAUAUGUUGGUCAGCGAUCACCUAUAUCUGAAGAUUUCUCACGGAUGGCUGGUCGUAGUUCACCCUUUAGCCCUCCUACAUCGUCAACGCCUGUACCAAGUGAAGAUGGUGGUGAGAUGACUGAGGAAGAUCAAGCCAAGAAGCGUGAAUCUAGAAGACGGAAUGUGCUGAAGGAGCUAGUAGAUACUGAGAGGUCGUUUUUGAAUGACAUGGAAGUUUUACGAGAUGUAUUCUACUAUCCGUCAAUACAAACUGGUGUACUAUCAGAAUCCGAUGUUAAGAUUCUGUUUUCAAACCUUGAAUCUGUCAUUGAUGUCUCUCGAUGGUUUCUAUCAUAUCUAGACGAAGCUUGUGUUCCUGACGAUGAUUACGCUGGAGAUGCCUUCAUGAAUGCUGCUCCACAACUGGAGGAAGUCUUUACAGAGUUUUGCAAACAUAAUGAAUCUUCAGUGACACGAUUGCAAGAAUUGGCUGGUCCGACUGGUGCAGAUGAAGUCAAGGAGUUUCUAAAGUCGGCACAAGGAGAGCUGGCUGGUAGGACUCAAGCAUGGGAUCUGGGCUCGCUGCUGAUUAAGCCGGUGCAGAGAGUGCUUAAAUAUCCGUUACUCAUCAAACAAUUGAUAAAGGAUACUACCUCAACGCAUUCUGACUUCCAGCAACUUGGACGAGCUUAUGUGGAAAUGGAACGCAUUGCAGAAAAGAUCAAUGAAGUCAAAAGAAGAAAGGACAUUGUUGAGAAAUACGUAGAAGGAAAGGGAUCUACAAACAUUGUACGGGGUAUCAACAAGAAGCUUGCUCGUGGUACCCAACGAGUCAAGGAAGGUGUAGGACUCUCUAAAGGCUCUGUCGACACGACAUAUGAAGCCUUGUCUGAUCGAUUCGAGUCGCUUCAACGAGAUAUGUUAGAGUUACGGCAGGCUUGUGGCGAUUGGAUCAAGUCUGUUAGAGAAUACUCUGAACUGGAAGAUACUUUUGCUACUGCUUGGGACGAAGUGUAUAGUAUUGACAGAGGAUCACAUGUGGUGUCAGAAUAUCGUAAAGCAUCAGCUAGAAUAUCUGCCAGUUUAUGGCGAGAUGCGGACACUCGAAUGAAGGGCACCGUGUAUUCCACUAUGGACUCGUUGCAAGGUCAAUUCAAAAACCCCACAGUUUUGAUGAAGAAGCGAGAUGCAAAGUUAUUGGAUUUCAAUCGUGUCAAGGAGGCUCGGACUCGAGGUGAUCCAGUAGAUCGAGCCUUGGCGGAAUCUGCAGACACAUAUACUAGUAUGAAUGCUCAACUGGUGGAAGAGUUGCCAAAAUUCCUAUCUCUAGUCGAAUCCAUGAUAGAUAUAAUAGUCGUACGCAUAGUAACUGUUCAAGCUCAGACAUAUUAUGACUUGCACACGAUCAUGAACAUCCUACCACCAGGAGCUAUAGUAGAUGGGCUUCAAGUAGUGCCGCUCUAUCAGCAGUCAGUGGCUGUUGGUGGAACAGUAGAGUCAGCCUUUAAAGGAAUGGGUGCACUUUCUAAAUGGAGGAGAAGCAUAUGGGGAGAUCAAACCACCAGCAGCGAGGCUGAAUAUUUGGUGGAUGGCAUUGCUGUAGGCGCUGGAUUUGCAGCUCCUGAUAGAGCAUUAUCUCCUGAUCUAUCCGAUGCCUCUUCGACCCAUGCACCAUUCGGUCGCCCUGCUCCUGGUAGCUGGAGCCCAAUAACUCAUAGUAGGACCGUCACUGGUGAAUCGGAAUCGUCAACAGCAACAUCUCCGUACAUUCCACCGAGACCGGUAGUAGCAAUGCCUUCACCAAAACUCGGUAUUCCCACCAGACCUAGCAUCCCUAGCAGAAACAGCUCAGAAGGAACGUCGCCGACUCUACGCAGACAUAAUUCACAGAGCAUGAAACCGUCUGCAUCUGGCUCAUCCCUCUUCAGGCCGUUUGAAUUUGGGACCAAGAGAAAAGAUGGCCUGUCCUCUUCUUCGUCUACAUCAAUCACCAGUAAUAACUAUAAUAGCACCAAUAAUCACCAAAGUAAUGUAGACAAUGUCGAGCUGCCGUCAAGACCAGCACCACCACCAAGGCCUCAAUCAAAUCAUGGUCCUGGACAAAGACGGUCUAGAGCAUUGUCAGCAGAUAGGGCGUCUCGAACUUCGGUACACGAGGCGCUCUCGCCCACUAGUAAUUACUUGUUUGAUGCUGAUGUGGUGUAUGCAUUUGAUCCUGAAGAUGAAUUAGAAGUCAGACUCGAACCAGGUGAUGUUGUGAGAAUAGAACGGUUGGGCGCCGCCUCUGAUGGGUCUGAAGCGGAUGGAAGCGAAGACUGGUGGUUUGGUGAGAUUAUAGAAUCGUCGGAUGAUAGGACUGGAACUCGUGGUUGGGUACCUAGGUUGUAUUUAGAGCCACGGCGUCGGCCCAGUAUCAGCCAUGUUUGGUAG
This is a messenger RNA of Synchytrium microbalum, 3537 nucleotides long. RefSeq lists its product as uncharacterized. NCBI's taxonomy places the organism in Eukaryota, Fungi, Chytridiomycota, Chytridiomycetes, Synchytriales, Synchytriaceae. Gene Ontology annotation, cellular component: cytoplasm. The transcript has 7 exons. Bases 1 to 3537 code for a protein of 1178 amino acids. Gene Ontology annotation, molecular function: protein binding; guanyl-nucleotide exchange factor activity. The record is from RefSeq and is a predicted model, not a curated record. Gene Ontology annotation, biological process: intracellular signal transduction.